Molecule: messenger RNA, 1979 nt
Organism: Cavia porcellus (domestic guinea pig)
Lineage: Eukaryota; Metazoa; Chordata; Mammalia; Rodentia; Caviidae
Product: C-type lectin domain family 18 member A
Exons: 12
Coding region: 242-1717 (491 amino acids)
Molecular function (GO): polysaccharide binding
Source: RefSeq, a predicted model, not a curated record
GCCUGUUGUUGGUGGAGCAGGCUGGCCAGACCAGGAGGAGAACCAACAAUGGAGGCAUCCCAGGGAGCUGUCUGUCUCUUUUCAAUCUAGCGGGAGGCUGUUUGGACACACUGAGUACUCACUGGCCUGCCCCUUUUGUCUGCCAGCCCAGGCUGACUCCUCAAGUUGUGCAUAGCUCCAUUCAGCCCAGAGAAGAGCUGGACGGCCGAGUCAGACUGUCCCUGCAGCGCCCCACAGGGCCAUGCUGCAGCUGGGGUCCUCCCCAGGGCGGGGAGGCCAGGGCCAUCAGCCGGCCAUCCUGUCCGUGCUCCUGGCUCUCCUUGGCAUCGCCUGGGCAGAAGUGUGGCCACCUCAGCUGCCAGAGCAGAAGUCAGUGCCGGGAGCCCUGAGCAGAAAGGAGAGUUUUUUGCUCCUGUCCCUGCACAACCGCCUGCGGAGUCGGGUGCAGCCCCCUGCAGCCAACAUGCGGAGAAUGGACUGGAGUGAGAGCCUGGCUCAGCUGGCCCAAGCUAGGGCAGCCCUAUGUGGCAUGCCAGCCCCAGACCUGGCCUCUGCCCCACGGCGCACCCAGCAGAUGGGCUGGAACAUGCAGCUGCUGCCUGAAGGCUCGGUGUCCUUUGUUGAGGUGAUCAACCUCUGGUUUGCAGAGGGGCAGUGGUACAGCCACGAGACAGCCGAGUGUGCCCGUAAUUCCACCUGCACCCACUACACUCAGCUCGUGUGGGCCACCUCAAGCCAGCUGGGCUGCGGGCAGCAUCUGUGCUCUGUGGGCCAGGCAGCGAUGGAGGCCUUUGUCUGUGUCUACUCCCCAGGAGGCAACUGGGAGGUAAACGGGAAGACAAUUGUCCCCUAUAAGAAGGGCGCCUGGUGUUCACUCUGCACAGCCAGUGUCUCAGGCUGCUUCAAGGCCUGGGACCACGCAGGGGGGCUCUGCGAGGUCCCCAGGAAUCCAUGUCGCAUGAGCUGCCGGAAUCAUGGAUAUCUCAACAUUAGCACCUGUCACUGCCACUGUUCACCUGGUUACACAGGCAGAUACUGCCAAGUGCGGUGUAGUGUGCAGUGCAUACAUGGCCACUUCCGGGAAGAGGAGUGUUCCUGUGUCUGUGACGUUGGCUACGGGGGAGCCCAGUGUGCCACCAAGGUGCGCUUUCCUUUCCACACCUGUGACCUGAGGAUCGACGGGGACUGUUUCACCGUGUCUUCAGAGGCAGAUACCUAUUACGGAGCCAAGAUGAAAUGCCAGGGAAAGGGCGGGGUGCUGGCCCAGAUUGAGAGCCAGAAAGUACAGGACAUCCUCGCCUUCUACCUGGACCGCCUAGAGCCUACCAAUGAGGUUACUGACAGUGACUUUGAGACCAGGAACUUCUGGAUUGGGCUCUCAAGCAGUGGGCAACCUUGGCUACCGACCCAGGCCUCACCUACAAGAUGGCAAAGGACUCCUUCCGCUGGACCACUGGGGAGCACCAGUCCUUCACCAGUUUUGCCUUCGGUCAGCCUGACAAUCAGGGGUUUGGCAACUGUGUGGAGCUUCAGGCAUCGUCUGCCUUCAACUGGAAUGACCAGCGAUGCAAAACUCGAAACCGUUACAUCUGUCAGUUUGCUCAGGAGCACAUUUCCCGGUGGGACCCAGGGCCCUGAGCCAAGCCAGGUAGCUCUCCUGCCAGCCCCCGGUGCACCAGCUCUGCUUGCCUGUCUGCUCAUUUGGGCAAGACCAUGACCAGGCUGGGUUGCAUGCCUAACAUCUAGAGAUCUCAGAUCUUGCAGGAAGUUGGUGGAGUGGCAGCGAAGCCAGUGUGGGAAGGAGGAGCCUGACUUGAGAAAAGAAUAGCCUGAAACCCUCAACUUGCUUCUUCGGUUGGGAAAAUGGGCUUCCAUGUACUACAGCAGAAGUCUGCGAUCGGAAGGGCUGAACUCUCUGGAACAGCUGGAGUUUUCCUCACCAGAUGCAUCCAAAAAGCAUUAAACUAAGUUAUAAAUGA